This is a messenger RNA of Notolabrus celidotus (New Zealand spotty), 5817 nucleotides long. It is a transcript of the gene stim2b, whose product is annotated as stromal interaction molecule 2b. Gene Ontology annotation, molecular function: calcium ion binding; protein binding; calcium channel regulator activity. The transcript has 12 exons. NCBI's taxonomy places the organism in Eukaryota, Metazoa, Chordata, Actinopteri, Labriformes, Labridae. The coding region runs from base 1245 to 3563 and encodes 772 amino acids. The record is from RefSeq and is a predicted model, not a curated record. Gene Ontology annotation, cellular component: plasma membrane; endoplasmic reticulum. Gene Ontology annotation, biological process: activation of store-operated calcium channel activity; store-operated calcium entry; intracellular calcium ion homeostasis.
GCGCGUCACGUUAUGACGCGCGCAGAAAACCCGGAGUAUUCAUCAGAGGAGAACUCUUCUUCUUCUUCAAGCGCGUGUCAAGCAUACCUGAGAAUACCUGUGCACGUGAGCCCCUCAAACCCCUGCAUGAAACCCUGUGGCGGCAUGUUAGAAGUGAUCAUAGGGUGUGAUGCGCCUAUCUCCCUCUACAAACAAAAACAAACCCCACCAACGGAGGUGAAGCACACGCAGCCAAAAUUAAAAGUCCUGCCCCCGCCCUCACCACCUCCUCCUUCUCCACCACCUCCACCUCCUGAUGUCAAACCAUUUUGCAUAUUGACUUCCUCCCUCCCUCCCCUCUUACCCUCCUUCCCUCCCUCCUUCCCUCGUCGGUCUGCCUGCAUCAGCCGGCAAGCAGCUAAUAUGACAGGCGGGAGGAUACAGUAUCACAGCGAGCCACGAGAAGCUGACUUAAAAACUUCAUUUGGAAAGGAGGCGGAUGUCGUGUGCGGUCGAUAUAGGUCGGAGAAGGAUUAGGGGAAACGGGGGACGAUAGAAGCGACUGUGUUUUUUGAUGCAAUGGGAUUUGCUACUUCGUGCGAAGAGGCGGACCUAUGAGGAGCUGCGAGUUCAAUAUGCAGAACCUGUACCCGGUGUUUGUAUACUGUACGUGGAAGUACAGGGACUAUUUCCUUCCAACUCACAGGCAUACCCACGGAUUUUAAACAGAUAUUUGAUAUCAAUCAUAGCUUGCGGAUACACACGGUUUUCAAGGCUGUAUCAUUUUUGAGUUUGGACAGGGGAUUCCUUCAUAUCAGAUCAGCUGCUUGCUGCUUUAUCCACUUUGUGUGUAUUUAAAUUCACAUUAAGAUAUAAUGGGGGGCUCGCUUGUCUCAGCUGUGAGGAGCUCUGGAACAGCCUGUAAACACAUUAGAGGCUAUUAGUUUUAUUUUGAAAGGGGGGGGGGGUCUUCUUUCAGAGUAGUUUAACUUGUCAUUAACCCACCAUGAACUAUUAUUUGAUGGGCAUUUCACGCUCCUGUAAGGUGUUGUGACAGCACUCACUCUACUGCGGUUUUUUUUUAAAUAUUAAAUGGUGCGUUUUUUCUGGGGGACUCCACACAUUUCUACUUAACAGGGCUGUUUUUUUUUUCCGUCCACCCCCCCUUGAGAAUCUCAUUUUUACGGGGUUUCCCCCUCUCCAUCCUGACUCCCUGCCUUUCGGAUACGAAUCUUGCUAUAUUUUUUAUCUCCUUUUUCUUCACCAUGAGUUACAUGCACAAGGUUUUGAAUGUAUUGCUACGUGGACUCGUCAUCUAUGCGGUACUGGGCUUGGAGUGCACUUACUCGACUGAUGUAGCCAGCCACUCGUCUGAUGCUGCAAAUGUAGCCACCACAGACCCCUGUCUUAUAGUGAUGCCGCCAUGCAUAGGCGAGGACGACCGCUUCAGUCUGGAGGCGCUGCGGCACAUCCACAAACAGCUGGACGACGACAAUGACGGGGGAAUAGAAGUCAAUGAGAGCGUGGAGUUUAUUAUAGAGGACAUGAAGCAGCAGCAAACCAACAAACACAGCAACCUGCACCGUGAAGACCAGCACAUCACUGUGGAGGAGCUGUGGAAGGGCUGGAAGACCUCUGAAGUCCACAACUGGACGGUGGAGGACGCGGUGGGGUGGCUGAAGGAGUCGGUGGAGCUGCCGCAGUACGAGAAGAACUUCCGAGACUUCCGGCUCACGGGGAACACGUUACCUCGAUUAGCUGCAAAUGAACCGUCGUUUAUGUCGAUGCAGCUAAAGAUAUUAGACCAGCGGCAUAAACAAAAACUAAAUCUAAAGGCUCUAGACGCAGUGCUCUUCGGCCCUCCUCUCCGUCCACAACAUAACUGGAUGAAAGACUUUGUGCUGAUGGUUUCCAUUGUGAUCGGGGUCGGAGGCUGCUGGUUCGCCUACGUGCAGAACAAGUCCAGCAAGGUGCACGUCUCACAAAUGAUGAAGGACCUGGAGAGCCUGCAACAUGCUGAGCAGAGCCUAUUAGACCUGCAGAGCCGGUUGGAAAAGGCUCAGGAAGAGAACCGCACAGUCGCCGUGGAGAAGCAGAACCUGGAGGAGAAGAUGAGGGACGAGAUCAACGAGGCUAAAACAGAAGCUCACAGGCUCCGAGAGCUGCGAGAGGGCGCUGAAUGUGAGCUCAGUCGCCUCAAAUAUGCAGAGGAAGAGCUCGUACAGGUUCGAAAGGCUCUGAAGAGAGCGGAGAAGGAGAUGCUGACGGAGCGGUCGGUGCCUGAAGCUCUGCAGAAGUGGCUCCAGCUGACACACGAGGUGGAGGUUCAGUACUACAACAUCAAGAAACAGAGCGCUGAGUUUCAGCUGUGCGUCGCCAAAGACGAGGCAGAGAAAAUAAAAAAGAAAAGAAGUUCCGUGUUUGGGACUCUUCACGUAGCCCACAGUUCAUCACUGGACGAAGUGGACCACAAGAUACUAGAAGCAAAAAAAGCCCUCUCAGAGGUGACGGCGUGCCUGAGGGAGCGGCUGCACCGCUGGCAGCAGAUUGAGAAGCUCUGCAACUUCCCCGUGGUCAACAACUCCGGGCUGACGAGUCUGACCGCCAGCCUGUACUCAGACCACAGCUGGGUGGUCAUGCCGCGGGUGUCAGUGCCACCGUACCCCAUCGCGGGGGGCGUGGACGACCUGGACGAGGACACACCUCCCAUCAUUCCCCAGUUCACAACGACCACGUUAAUCCGGCCCCCGCUGACCCGCAACAGCAGCCUGUGCCGCUCUCGCCGGAGCCUGCUCAGCCCGCAGUCCUCGCUGAUGUCCCCCGACCCCGACCUGCUCUCCAUGGCCAGCUCUUCCCUCUCCUAUCGCCCCGAGGCCGACGACGAACAUAUCAUGUUCAGCUCAGAUAGGAGGGGGUAUGUAGCGGUGGCCGGAACGCCGCGGAAUGGUUUUACAGUUUGGACUCACAGGGAUCCGGCUCAGGACGGCAGCUCCGACACCGACUCCCUCAGCUCCUCCAUCAGCCGAAAGCAGUUGCACAACACGGAGCCCCCGUACCGCAAGAUCUCCCGCGAGGAAAUGCUGCUGUUCAGCCAAAACCCAGAGCUCCCCGCCUCCACCCCAGCCAACUCCUCCCACACCAGCAGCAGCAGCAGCAGUCUCAGGGACUCCACACCCCCUCCUCUGCCUCCCACCCCAGCCACCACUCCCUCCGGCCCGCCCUCCACCUCCCCUUCACCGGCCUUGGAGCACCACCCAUUUGUACACAGAGGCUCACCUGACCUCACGCGCACAAUCCCAGAGUCCCAGAGCGCCACCUUCUCGCAGGGGAGCGCCACCUCUCCGACGGGCAAAGGCGUGUACAACGGCAUCCUGGAGAAGUCUUACAGCUUCGGCCAGCUGCCCGCCAGCAUGCUCCCCAACGUGGGGCGCUUCCCGUCCCUCACCUCCCUGGACUCGGAGGGUCGGAGCGUGGGAAGGGAUUACAAGCUCCAGAGCACCUCCUCCCAGGACUCCAGCGACAAUGGAGAGAAAAUCAAGCGCUCCUCAUCUAAAAUCAAAAGCUUAUUUAAGAAGAAGAAAUAAAAACUUUCAGAGUGAGAUAGUUGUAGAGAGAGAAAUAAGAUGAAAGAGUUGUUUUGGCCCUUAUACUUAAACAUGGACAUCACUGUAAGCUGAAACACGUCAUUUCUCUCUUAUUUUCUCGUUUUUUGUUGUCAAAGAUGGAAUGUAGCUCAGUCUGGGUGCCUUUAAAAAACACCUCAGACUGGUAGCCUUAUUUUUCAAUAAUGCCUUUUUAUUUAGUUUACUAAAGGUCAAGGAAAAGUCAAUGAAAGGUCAAAGGUCAUGAAGUUGUCUUCCAUAUAGCUAAAAAAAAAAGAACUCACUGUCUGUUUUGGUUUGAUUGAAAGGCACUGCUGUUUGAUUAGGGCUACUGUAAGGAAGGAAAAAAAGAGAUUUUGAGAAUAAGGUAUUUUUUUGGUCAUGUUGGAUUAUAAUGACAUUAAAGUUGAAAUUUUAGGAAUGAAGUCAUGAUACCAUAAGGAUAAAGUCGUUAAAUUUAAAAGAAUAAAGUCAUAAUAUUACAGGAAUUCAGCUGUAGAUUUAAAUAAAUUAAUUGCAAAGUUGUACAUUUACAAGAUUCAAGUUAUUAAAUUCCAAAAAAUACAGUGUUAAAUUAUACAAAAAUUACAUUGUUAAAUGAAAAAAAUGAAGUUGUAAAUUCACAAGAUUUAAGAUUAAAAGCAGCAAGAAUUUUGUCAAACAUUUAGAAGAAUUAAACUGUAAAUGUACAUGAAUAAAGACAAAUUUACAGGAAUAACGUUGUAAAAUUACUAGAAUAAAGUGCUAAAUUUACAAGUAUAAAGUUGUAAAAUCACGAGAAAGAGAGAAAUUUUUUUUGACAAGAAUUAAGUUUUAGAUUUACCAGAAUAAAUGUGAAAAUGUACGGAAAAUUUACAAAAAAGUGUUGCACAUUUACUAGAAAAGUCGUAAUAUUAGCAAAAUAAAAAUUUAAAUUUAUUCACUAAAAGUCGUAAACUGGCACGUAUUAAACUGUAACUUUAUGGGUAGAGUUGUUACUAAAGACUUUCAGUGUACAAGAAAAAAAGUUGUACAUUUCUAAGAAUAAAGUUGUAAUAUUACAAGAAGAAAGUAAACUUUAAUAUAUAGGUGAAAUUUACAGUUUUAGGAUUAUUUUCUCAAAAUCUCUUUUACCUCUUCUUUAACUCCAUCAUAGUUCAGGUGCAGUCCAAAAAUGUAUCCUCAAACACACAACGUCCACAAAGUUUAAAAAAGCAGCGUUAAGAUAUUCCCUCCAUAAAUGUCCGAAUUCCUUCGCCCUGCAUCUUACGAAGUCUAAACUACUUGAAUUACUUCCUUUGAAACAAUAAAAACCUGCUAAAUGUUUGUUGCACUACAGCUUUCCUGGUAUUUUGGGAAAGAUCCGCUGCUUGUGGAGUACAUACUGAAAAAAGAAAUCUAGAGAUGAGAGGGAAACAUGAGCAGCAGCAGUGAAGACGCAGAUGAGAAUGCGUCUCUAUUGCUGCUACUCAUGAAUGUCUCAAUAAAUAUAUUUAUAUACAUAUAUAUAAAUACUUUGUUUUCACAUUAUUGUGUUCUAAUAGAUGUUUUUAACAGAUUUAUAUUGGUGGGGGUUCCUAUUAACUGAUAUUUACUGAAGAAGGUUUAUUGAAUAUGCAGAUUUAACUCACACCAGUAAUGUCCCCUGUACCUCUGCCAACAUGCCAUUUCCUUUUCUGUCUUAAACACCCUGAAAUAUUUGGUGUCACUACCAAAUCUUGGUGGAAUUGUCCGUGCGAAUGAUUCUUUUUGUGCCAUAUUGAUGCCAGAAGGUCAUAGAAAGUUGUAGGAAUCUUUUUUUUUGACAGCUUUCUUCUCUACGCCGACGAUGUGGCCUCUUCCAUUCGUGUUUCCUGCCUCUGAAAAACACAAACACUGACGAUUAUAUGUGGAAAAAAAAUGUGGAAAAAAAAGGAACUCCCCUCCUCCCCUUCUCUUGCACACACCCGCGCACACACAUACACACACACACACACCGAGCUCGAAGCCGACCCAUGCAAUACGUCCCCCAAUCUAACCUUUGGGUUCGCACCGAGCACUCUGAUGUCAGACUGCUGCUUCACACUGUGACUUCUGCUGGUCACCGUACAAGGUGACACAAGGACCCUCAGUGUUUCAGUACACGAUGAAGGAAAGACAAGUGGAGGACGAUGAGGAGACGAAUGUUUAUGAGACAAUAGUUUUCUUUUUUGAGAACAUUUUGUGUGUGAAUAUUUGUUUACUGUAGAAGAAUUCAUUAAAAAAUGGAGGCAUUGGA